AUGCCUGAAUUAACAAGUCUGACCUUCAAUCUCCUGACUGGUGAAAUCAGACAAAGCCCCGCCACUGGCGCGGAAAUCCAACUGCCUCCAGGAAUGGCCAUGCUGGAUUUGGACCGCUUAACCGACAACGAUAAGGAUACUCUCCGAAAAGCUCUUUUCGAGAAUCAAGUCGUUGUCAUAAGGAACCAAAAAGGCAUUGACCCUACCGUCUUGCCGAAGCUCGCUAAGAUUUUCGAUCCUAAUGCAUCUGACAUCCAUUCAGCCGGAGAGAAAGCUGUGAGCGACCUGAAGAACAUAUUAUCUGCCUACAAAGCAGGGAGGAUCCCCAGAGCCUCCCAGGUUGGAAUCAUUGGCUCGGGGAAAUUCCAGGAUUAUGAGGGUCUAAAGGAGUUGGAGGUGGUGCAUCUUGUUCAUGACGGCUAUACCCGCCCAUACCGCUGGCACAUGGAUACCCCUUUCUAUGAGCGUCUGUCAGGUGAAGUGACUAUCCUGCACUCAAUCUGUAUCCCCAAUACACCUGAUCAGAAGAUCAAGUUUCCUGAUGGGAAAGAGAAGACCAUCAGUGCUGGAGCCACGGCUUUCUUUUCCGGCGCUCGUGUAUAUUCUCUGUUGACGCCAGAGGAACAAGAGUUCGCUCUCAAUACCACAGUCACCUAUGCUCCUCAAGCAUAUGAGUAUAUCCGCCAAUGCAAAGCCUCCGAAGAUGGUCUGACGAUCCUCAAUUUUGGACGGGAGGUAACAGUGGAAAAUUUGUCAGAAUGGGCGUGGGACAAAGUCGCCGAGCACCCAAUGGUAUGGCGAAACCCGCUCAAUCCCGACCGGCCAUUCUUACAGGUGCAUGGUUGUUGCGUUUACAAGCUCACCACGCGGAACCCAGCGACAGGCGAGAUCACGGUGAUGGAUGAUGUUCAGAAGGUUAGAGAAGUGGUAUACAAGACGCAGAGUAAGAUAUAUGCUACUGAGAACAUCUAUGCCCACCAUUGGCAAGAGGGUGAUGUGGUCAUUUUCCACAACAGAGGUGUAAUGCACAGUAUUACUGGCCAAUUGGCCAAGUACAAGGACCAGGACCAGGAGGAGGUUGCUCUGGCAGUGCACAAUGACAAGCACAACUCCCCCAAGCCCUUCUGGGAUUACGAGGGAGUGAACGACACAGGUUAUGUGAGGGAAUUAAUUAAAGAUAUCGCAAUGGCUGGAAUUGCUCACUGA
Penicillium hordei is the source of this 1206-nucleotide messenger RNA. RefSeq names its product TauD/TfdA family dioxygenase. The record is from RefSeq and is a predicted model, not a curated record. Lineage: Eukaryota; Fungi; Ascomycota; Eurotiomycetes; Eurotiales; Aspergillaceae. Bases 1 to 1206 code for a protein of 401 amino acids. The transcript is spliced from 4 exons. Gene Ontology annotation, molecular function: oxidoreductase activity.